Chlamydomonas reinhardtii is the source of this 2558-nucleotide messenger RNA. RefSeq lists its product as uncharacterized. Lineage: Eukaryota; Viridiplantae; Chlorophyta; Chlorophyceae; Chlamydomonadales; Chlamydomonadaceae. The transcript has a single exon. The record is from RefSeq and is a predicted model, not a curated record. Bases 200 to 859 code for a protein of 219 amino acids.
CUCAUUUCUAACACGGCAGUUGACACCGACGCUGCCCCUUGAUUUGCUGCCCAGUCAUUCGCGGUUGUGGCAGCCGCCUCUGCCGCCGCCGCCGCCGCUGGGACUCCGCCGGCCGUCGUCGUGGCAGCCGCCGCCGCCGCCGCUGGGCACUCCGGCGGCCAGUGCUCUGUGGCGCUGGGGAUUGAGCUGCCGGGCGUGAAUGAGGCUGCGUUGUCGACGUCUGGCCAGAGGCCUCAGCACGCUGCGCAGCGGCGUGGCGCGCGUGGUGGACUCUCUGCUAGUGGUUGCUGCCGGCGAGUUUGGCGUGUCGCUGCCUCCGUCGGUGGCGUUUGCCUGCGGCGGCGCCAACUUGAGCAGUAGCAGUAGCAGCAGCGGCGCGUCUCUGUCAGCAACGGGGCCAGCUCGGUGGUGGGCGCGCGCGGUGUUGUACUUCGGCGGCAGCGGCUACAGCCUUCUUGCCGGCGCGCUGGACAUAACGGACCCUGCCACUUAUGGCGGCGGCGGCGUGCCUUCCGCCGAUAACGUGGCUGAGCUGGUGGUGACUUCGGGCGGCGCGUGCGGCAGCGGCAGCCGCACGAGUCCUCCGCUGUGCCCACCCGCGCCCCCUUCAUCGCCCCCGGACGCGCCUUCGUCCCCUACUUCGCCUCCAACAGCGCCGCCUGGCUUACGCGUAACGGCGGCGCUGCCUCGCGCCAACUCAAGCGCCGCGGCGGACCCGCUGGCAGUGCAGGUUGCACUGAGCGCCAUCGCCACGCUGGUCAGCGGGUUGGUCGCAAGCCAGCCCAGCCUAAUGCCUUUUAGGAGGUGCUGGACCUGGCUGUGGGCCUGGCCGAGCAACAACGGCGUAGCGCCGCCGUGAGCGUGUUGUCGGCCUAUCAGCUGUGCCAAUCUCCGCCGCCACGCUGUCGGCCUCCGUGACCGUAAGCGAGGCCGCUUACGCCAGCACGAUCGCGCGUGAUGGUCUGACGGACAAGUUGUCCGUGGGUUUGGCUCUGGUGGCCGGCCUCAGCCGCCUGGCGAUGCCGGAGACUGAGCAGGUGGAGGCAAGCUCCUCGUUCGGCGACGGUAUGUUGGUAGCUGUCGGCGCAACGACGCCGGUGGACGGGCCCUCAGGCUCAGUCUCCAUGCUUCGCCGCCAGCAGCUUCCAGCGCGCGGACGUAUCAGCACCAGCACUCCUCGUAGGAAUAGCCAGGCCGGACAGAUUCGCGGCGGCGAAGAGGUGCCGGAUACGCCGCCGGUCGGGAGCCGCCGGCCUUUUUGGGACCUUCUGCAUCGCGUCAAGGCUGCUCGCACGCAUGAUGGCGUCUCGCGCCUCGGCCACCGGUGCGGUGUGGACGGCUCGCCGCGCGCAGCAGGUCCCCCGGAAAGCAGCACGCCGAUGCCGGCACCGUCAGUCGGAAGCAGCGGGCCAGCUCUGAUGCCUCUGGCCCUGGAAUCACCAGUGCCCCCGCCACUGCCGACACCGAAGCGGAAACUGCUGCCACCGCUGUCGCGCCUGCCGCCACUCUCGCAAUACGGAACACACCAAGGGGUCCGGCAGAUGCGGUCGAGACGCCGCUGGCAGACGCACUGCCCACACACAUGGAAGUUGCGGCUACGCCAUGACAGGAUGCCCCGUCCGCACAGUCCGCGUAGCAGGUUGUGGCGAGGUUCUUAAAGAUAUUUGCUGGUGUGUCCUCAAUGUUAUCGAAGAUGCUUUAAGACUAACGAAUGCGAAGCCGAGGACGCCAGUGAAUGCAUGUGCAUGUGCACAUGCAAGUAUAAAAACUAUUGGAGGUGCGCUAUCUGCGCAAGCGCCUGGGCAACGUGAUAGUGUGUUUCAUUAUUACGGGUAUUGAGGCACUUGACGGAAGCGGGCACUCCGACGUCAAAUGCACCACUGCAUACCGUACCGCACGUGAAGCAACUCAACAUACCGGUAGACCGACAUGGACGGUGCUGAAAUGCGGCAGCGAGGUGUUGAGGCGCGGAGUGGGCGUGCAUAAUAGGAAAUAAGGUGCUGUUACGGUAAUUGCGCAGCUGGCGAUUUCUUGACACGUGGGCACAGUCACGAGAGUGGGUGUCCGAGAGUCAUAUGAGGCCAGGGCGUAGAGUGUGCGGGGAUCUGGAUGGUGUGUUCGUAUAUGAUAGAAGGUGAGGUGAAGCUUAUUCUCAGGAUCACAGGAAUAUGCACACGUCAACAUCUGACGGACGAUCACCAAAUGGCACAAGGCAGGCAUUUAGCCUGUGUCGGCUUCAGAUGUUACAAGCGCCAUCAAUGCAGUGCUGUCUUCUGUGCCUCGUGGUGUGGAAAGCGCACGUCUUGUACAGGUGCCGUGGGGCUUGCUCUCGGCCCUGCGCACUAAGUGCGCCAUCAGCAGGUCAGUUAUGUACAGAAAUGCAACCCGACUUCCAGCACCCCUGCUCUAUAAUGUCCAUGAUGUCGCGCCGCCCCGCCGGAUGCUGUGUGCCAAGCAUAUGUCGACACGUCGGGGGCGCCCGCCCGGCCCACCAUAGCCCACAGUGCGUGGGCGACCACAAAUCAAGAGCCCGGGUGCGGCUGUAACCUCCUCGACAU